AUGACCCUUCCAACUGCAGAACAAGUCAUAAACCUUCCUGAUAUCGAAACACAGUGGGUAGUAAGGGCUACUCAUCAUGCUGAGACAUAUUUUAAUAUCAUAAAUUCUAUUGAUGCCAAGACAUUUAACUUGACAAAAAUCGAUGACGAAAUAUAUGACGACUUUAUGAAAACGUUUCCCGAAGUAAAUUUAAAUGACGUAGAUGAGGAUCAAUUAAAGUCGCCAGAAGGCAAAGUGAAAUGGCGGGAGUGGAUAAUGAAGUAUGAAAACCGAGUAAAUGACUAUAAUUUUGGUACUUUACUGCGCAAGAAUGUCAAAGGGGAUUACACCGAAGACAAUACUAUAUUUGGUAUGUUUCCUAUGAAUCUCAUCCACACAAUGUCAAAAAUAUAUCAAAAAGAGAAUAACGAACUUAAUUCGCUACUUACAUACAUCCAGUUCUCAGGAUGCAAGUAA
This is a messenger RNA of Paraglomus occultum, 456 nucleotides long. The record is from the annotation of a GenBank genome assembly. Lineage: Eukaryota; Fungi; Glomeromycota; Glomeromycetes; Paraglomerales; Paraglomeraceae.